AAACAAUCCGGGUCGCUACAUGUACUUACAGCACCUCCAUAAUAAAAAAAUAAAAUUCUCGGGCGCUCUGCGUCACCGUGGAUCAAAUCUUACCCAACAACCCCUCCAAAGAACCAGGGUCUCCCCUCUUCUUAGACUUUUACGCUUUUCGUCGUUACUGUUUUAAUUCCCUCAGACUUCGCAUCAAUUUCAAAUCAAACACUACAUCUUUAUCAUUAACACCUCCAACACUCAUAUUCCCUAGUAGCGUCCUAACGUAACCUACUUCUUUUCCCAUACCAAACAAACAUUACCUACUCUCUCAAUUACAAUCUAUAGCUACAUUCACAAUGGGUUUAAUGGAGAAGCUGAACCUCAAGCCUGGUGUCAUCUACGGCCAGGAUGUAUUGAAGGUUCUUCAAUAUGCCAAAGAGCACGAGUUCGCUAUCCCCGCUGUCAAUGUGACCUCUUCUUCUACCGUCGUUGCUGUUCUUGAAGCGGCCAAGGACUCGAAAUCCCCCAUCAUCCUUCAAGUUUCCAAUGGAGGUGCUGCUUUCUUCGCCGGAAAAUCCAUCCCCAACUCCAACCAAGAAGCUUCCGUGACUGGUGCCGUCGCUGCUGCUCACUUCGUCCGCGCUAUUUCUCCUAUCUACGGUGUUCCCGUCAUCAUGCACAGUGAUCACUGCGCCAAGAAGCUACUACCGUGGUUAGAUGGCAUGAUUGAUGCUGAUGAGGCCUUCUUCAAGGAGCACGGCACCCCUCUGUUCAGUAGCCACAUGAUCGACUUAUCAGAGGAAGACGUCAAGUACAACAUCGAGACAACAGCCAAGUACCUUAAGCGAUCUCAACCCUUAAACCUAUGGCUAGAAAUGGAGGUUGGUUUGACUGGUGGUGAGGAAGAUGGUGUUAACAAUGAGGACGUCGACAACAACUCUCUAUACACACAACCCGAGGAUAUCCUUGCCAUCUACGAAGCUCUUAGUCCCAUCUCAAACCUCUUUAGCAUCGCCGCUGGUUUCGGAAAUGUCCACGGUGUAUACCAACCCGGUAACGUGAAGUUACACCCCGAAUUACUCGGCAAGCACCAGGCCCACGUCGCUAAGAAGCUAGGUGACGGCCAGACCAAGCCUGUUUUCUUCGUCUUCCACGGUGGUUCCGGCUCCAGCAAGGCGGAAUUCCUAGAGGCUAUCUCUCACGGUGUCGUCAAGGUCAACCUCGACACAGAUCUCCAGUGGGCAUACUUGAUUGGCCACAGAGACUACAUCCUAAACAACAUUGACUACUUAAGAACCCAGGUGGGCAACCCAGAGGGACCCCACAAGCCCAACAAGAAGAAGUACGACCCCCGCGUGUGGGUACGAGAGGGCGAGAAGACGAUGAAGGCUCGUGUGAUCGAGGCCUUCAAAGACUUCAACACAGCUGGACAGCUAUAAAUACCUAAGUAAUGAUAUGGGAGCAUCGUUGGGCGUGAUUAGAGAUUUUACGGCGUAGUUCGAGUAGCUAAAAUAUGAUAUAGUUCGAGUCGAGCUUUUUUUUUCCCUCUUACUCAUUUCUAUGGAUCAAUUAGACUACAAUUACCAUAUUUUACAGAACACUAC
Hypoxylon trugodes is the source of this 1577-nucleotide messenger RNA. RefSeq lists its product as uncharacterized. The transcript is spliced from 2 exons. The coding region runs from base 330 to 1412 and encodes 360 amino acids. The record is from RefSeq and is a predicted model, not a curated record. Gene Ontology annotation, cellular component: cytosol. Gene Ontology annotation, molecular function: fructose-bisphosphate aldolase activity; zinc ion binding. Gene Ontology annotation, biological process: gluconeogenesis; glycolytic process. NCBI's taxonomy places the organism in Eukaryota, Fungi, Ascomycota, Sordariomycetes, Xylariales, Hypoxylaceae.